CGGCGGCAGCAUGAGCCAGGCCGAGCUGUCCACCUGCUCGGCGCCGCAGACGCAGCGCAUCUUCCAGGAGGCCGUGCGCAAGGGCAACACGCAGGAGCUGCAGUCGCUGCUGCAGAACAUGACCAACUGCGAGUUCAACGUGAACUCGUUCGGGCCCGAGGGCCAGACGGCGCUGCACCAGUCGGUCAUCGACGGCAACCUGGAACUCGUGAAGCUGCUGGUCAAGUUCGGCGCCGACAUCCGCCUGGCCAACCGCGACGGCUGGAGCGCGCUGCACAUCGCCGCGUUCGGCGGCCACCAGGACAUCGUGCUCUAUCUCAUCACCAAGGCCAAGUACGCGGGCGGCGGCCGGUGAUGCCCGCCCGGACCCGGACGCGGGCCUCGAGCUUGUCGUCUGCUGUACCUUCCCGCCAACUACCUCGGUGCGCACCGGGCUCCCCGGCCCAGAGGCCACGACGAGUCUGGCGCGCGCGUCCGCGCCCACGGGGGCCGCGCGGCGCCCGCUG
Molecule: messenger RNA, 506 nt
Organism: Enhydra lutris kenyoni (northern sea otter)
Lineage: Eukaryota; Metazoa; Chordata; Mammalia; Carnivora; Mustelidae
Gene: NRARP
Product: NOTCH regulated ankyrin repeat protein
Exons: 1
Coding region: 11-355 (114 amino acids)
Cellular component (GO): cytoplasm
Molecular function (GO): phosphatase regulator activity; protein binding; enzyme inhibitor activity
Source: RefSeq, a predicted model, not a curated record